Messenger RNA from Cuscuta europaea, 2801 nucleotides. The record is from the annotation of a GenBank genome assembly. NCBI's taxonomy places the organism in Eukaryota, Viridiplantae, Streptophyta, Magnoliopsida, Solanales, Convolvulaceae.
GUCCUUGAGAUUCAUUCCAUUGUCUUUCACCAAAGGUAGGACUAAUUUGGUCUUCUCUCUUUCGAGCCUGGAGAGCGCCAACUCGAUCGUCUGGUUGGCAGAUGAUGGUGGGACGAGGAAUUCGAAUAGAAAUCCAUCGGCGAUGCUCAACCACGGCCAUGGGAUUCACUUCUCUGAGAAGAGAGCUGAAAGUCCAUCCGAUCUCCCGUAGGACAAAUCUCCCGUCGACUUUGCCAUAUUUUCACCAGAAACGAUGAUCGGUAAUCUCCCCUGCGCCUAUCCCAAUAUUACUCUACUUAUGGAAGACGUUAGCAGACAUGACUAAAAGUGAAAUAAAAAAAUCAAAAUUGAAAACAGAAAAGGUUAAAAAUGAAAAGGAAAAACAGUUGAGCCAUAAAUGAUAUAAUGACACCACACCCGUAAUUAGCACUAUAAUUUUCCGGUUUGAAUAGGUCCAUUUUAUCAAUUCGGCUCCGAUCUGGGUUGAACGUAAUUCGGCUCCGAUCUGGGUUGAACGUCAUAUCUACUUUCACCUCCAUUUUUAUGUUUUCAUCAAAGCCGUCUAUCGCGAUCUGAACUCCAUCUCCAUUCGUUAGUCCAUCUUUCUUCUUCUUACACCAAUCGUCACCACUUCGAUUCUACCUACACACUUCUCCAUCAACGAUCCGCGAUGUAUACUUAAGCGUUUACCACCGUAAUGGCUGCUCGCUGGACCUCAACCCCAGGAAACUGUUUUGACUAAGAGUUCGCCAGAAACGACAGAGCCGUCGGGAUUAAGGUCGCAGGUUGCAGGUUUUCAAAAUGGAGGCUAGAACAUCAAGUGUUAAUGGGUUCUGAGAAUUUAUAUUGUCUUUCCUGGUGUCUAGACAGCCAGAGUGAUGGACUCAAAUUCUGAACAUACUCAUGCCCUUCCUUCUUCAUGUGCGUUAUGUAUGAGAAUCCUGACAUCUGACAAUGACACCAGUGACUUUGAAGCUGUAAACAUGUGUAGUGAUUGCAAGUUCUUGCUCCUAGAAGAUCUUGAUUCGCCCAUGAGAGAUGUGUAUCGGUGGAGGUCAUUUGGGCUAAGAAGAACAAGGUAUAACAGCAGUUCUGAGUCCAUUGAGAAUCUUUUUCCACAACAGUUGCCACAUAUGCUAAACGUGGCAAGGGAAAACCAGGAUAAUAUAUUCACAAGCUCUCGGGCAACCCCCAGUGGAUCUAGGAGGUGGAGGAGGGUGCUCUCUGAUAGUGAAAGUGAUGGAAUUGAGUCAGUCAUUGCAGAGAGUGAAUCAAAUGUCAGCUUUAGUGGCCAUUACAGGGUUAUGCAUGUCGAAAAUGAAACCAUGUCCUAUGCAGGGAGCUCGAGUGCUUCUAUUGAUGAUGAAGGAAGUGAUGUCGACACUGAUACUGAUAUUGAUCCCAUGCAUGCUGGUAUGUACCAUUGGAACUCCGAUGAUCAGGAAGAGGAUGACAACGGAUGGGAAGAAGGUGUAGGAUCUUGGCGAAGGUGGUCAUUGAGUUUGCCUGAGAGCACUUGGAGCAGAGUGGGCAUCCUCUCUGCAGAAUCUGAGGAUGUGGAGUAUCUGGACGGCCAUGAGCUUGAUGAAUUCGCAGAGCAUCUUGCCGAAGCUGAUGGGUUGAGAAGAGGAGCACCUCCAGCAGCAAUCUCUGUCGUUAACAGCUUGCCAUGCGUUGUUAUUAAAGACCGUGACCAGCUCGAUAGUUUGGUUUGUGCAAUAUGCAAGGAUUCACUCGUUGUUGGGACAGUUGUGAAUCAACUGCCUUGUUCUCACCUUUAUCACCCUUGUUGUAUCUUUCCAUGGCUAAGUUCAAGGAACACGUGUCCUCUUUGCCGUUAUGAGCUCCCAUCAGACGAUCAAGACUAUGAGGACAGAAAACGCGUGAAUGAGUUUAUAAGCAGUGAAAUUCAGCCGCAUGAGAUGAACGGAGAUCAUUCCUCAGAUGUGUUGGCAGCUAAUCCCGGCAAUGUGAUUUCUCAUGUUGGAAGAGAGGAAAGAGAAGUAGAUACCAGUACAAAUGGUGGAAUGGUCAGGGGGAGAUGGUAUUUGCUAGCUGUUGCUGCAGCACCUGUUAUAAGUGCUAUCAGCAUUGCCCUUAUGCUGUGGCUGGGCAACCCAAUGACAGAGCCAAGGACGUGCAGACCACCUUCAAAUCAUCCUUCACAUUCGCUAAGAGUGAACAACAGGGGCAGGAAGUGGUGGUAUCCUCUUUAAAAUCUUUGAUUGAUAGGCACAUCCACCAAGUUGGUCUCUUUUUUCCUGCUUAAUAAUUGUUGCUCCCUUGAAAUAAGUUUUCACGUAUAUAUUGUAAUGCUGUGUUAUAAGAGCACAUGCGAAUUUAAGGCACAAGAGAGCUAAUUGCAGAAUAUCUACUUUUUAUUUUUUUUAACGCUGGUGUCCAGGAGGACCUGGACCAUGUUGGCCCGCACAAUCCUAUGGGCAUUGGAGUCAACUAUGAGGUAACUUCGAGUGAUGACCCUGUAGGGAAUUCAAACUAGCAAACUCAUAGAACAGUUAAUCCUGCUAGUCUGUAACAUGUCCCGGAAGGUUCUGUGGACAACAGUUAACCUUUGAUGCACAACAGUUAAUCCUGUUAGUCUGUAACAUGUCCCGGAAGGUUCUGUGGACUGGGGUGUUUGUAACAUGUUUUGAUAUGCAGUAAUCUGUAAUCAUGUUAGGGAUCAUAUCUGUCUUUUUUUUUAGUAGAAGGAAGUGCAUCAAAGAAAAAUUUGCUCAGGUUAUUUUGUUGUCAGGGGCACUACAACUUUUAAAAUUAAUUAAUUUGUUGUUGGAUUUUAA